Molecule: messenger RNA, 2097 nt
Organism: Pangasianodon hypophthalmus (striped catfish)
Lineage: Eukaryota; Metazoa; Chordata; Actinopteri; Siluriformes; Pangasiidae
Gene: ogfod1
Product: 2-oxoglutarate and iron-dependent oxygenase domain containing 1
Exons: 13
Coding region: 1-1914 (637 amino acids)
Biological process (GO): regulation of translational termination; peptidyl-proline hydroxylation
Cellular component (GO): cytoplasm
Molecular function (GO): L-ascorbic acid binding; peptidyl-proline dioxygenase activity; iron ion binding
Source: RefSeq, a predicted model, not a curated record
AUGUCUACUAAACGGCGCUCGAGCGACACAAUUAAGGGGAAAAGUGCUAAGAAGAGUAAAGAGGGUGAAGUCGCUGUUCUUAGCUCGGACCUGGAGGAUGAAGGGAUCCGGAAUGGAAUGAAAGAAGCCUGGAGGAAAAAGACGAGUUUCUCUCACGGCAGCGUGCAGUUGGACUGUGAGCCGUUUCCUCACUGUAAAAUCAGGAAUUUUGUUCAGAACGAGAGUUUCGUGGAGAAUCUGAGAGAUGAACUCCUGCGGCUCAACUUCCACAGCAAAUCCAACGACCUGUACAAAUUCCAGCAGUCUGAUGAUCUGAAGAAGAGGAAAGAGCAUCACAUUUCUGAAAUAAGGUCACUUCUGUUCCUCCAGUUCCGCUCGUGGCUGUCUGACAUGUUAGGAGUGGACUUACAGCCGACCGUUGAUAUUUCCUGUGCUAAAUACGAGCACACAGACGUCUUGCUGUGUCACGAUGAUGAACUCGAAGGCCGGAGAAUCGCUUUCAUCUUGUACUUGGUGCCUCCGUGGGACCUGAGUGACGGAGGAACGUUAGAUUUGUACAGCACAGAUGAACAUUAUGAGCCGGUGAGCAUAGUGAAGUCUCUGCUGCCCUGCUGGAACACUUUGUUGUUUUUUGAAGUCUCUCCUGUUUCCUUCCAUCAGGUGUCUGAGGUUCUGACUGAUGAAAAGUGUCGCUUGUCUCUGAGUGGCUGGUUUCACGGCCCGUCCCUGCAGAGACCCCGGCGCUACACUGAACCCGCAGUGCCACGUCACACACACGUCCUCAGCGAUGAGUCAGUGUUAUUUGAGUGGGUGAAUGAGAUGUACAUGGAUCCUCUGUAUCAGGCUCAGGUGCAGCAGGAGUUCGAGGACACUUCAGAAAUCCGCUUGGCGAACUUCCUCCAGGAGGAGAAAUAUAAGCAGGUAAUCGAGGCGUUACGAUUGGCUGAAAUCCAGUGGGAGAGGAGAGGACCACCCAAUAAGAGGUGUUAUGCCCGAGCACAGCUGCAGAAUUUGCCUUCCUGUCUAAAGGAAUGCUGGGAUCUGCUCUCGUCUGAGGCGUUCUUCCUCCUUCUGUCCAACCUGACGGGGCUGAGCCUGCACGCUCUCGCUGCCGGAGACGACGAGAGCGACAGCGAAGGGCAGGAUGGAGAGAGCGAGGGGAGGGAUGGACCGAGCCAGGGGAGGGAUGGAGAGAGCGAGGGGAGGGAUAGACGGAGUGAGGGGCGGGAUGGAGAGAGCGAGGGGAGGGAUGGACAGAGCGAGGGGCGGGAUGGAGAGAGCGAGGGGCGGGAUGGACAGAGCGAGGAGAGGGAUGGACCGAGCCAGGGGAGGGAUGGAGAGAGCGAGGGGAGGGAUGGAGAGAGCGAGGGGAGGGAUGGAGAGAGCGAGGGGCGGGAUGGACAGAGCGAGGAGAGGGAUGGAGAGAGCGAGGAGAGGGAUGGACAGAGCGAGGAGAGGGAUGGACAGAGCGAGGAGAGGGAUGGAGAGAGAAACACAGACAAUGGAGAGAACGAGAGAAAUGAUCCAGAUGGUCAGGGCCCCUGUAGCACUUCUUCAUCACCGGAGAAAAAAAACAAAGGUCCUCCUGUGUGUGUUGGUGAGCUCCGUCGUUGGUCUCAUGGUGAUUACACUCUGCUGCACGACUCUGUAAAAAGAGAGUUUGCACUGGACCUGCUUCUCCAUUUGGGCUGUACAGGGUGGAAGGCGGAGUUUGGAGGAUUUACGACGUACAUCGCGCAUGACGAAGACGAAGAGCUCCUGACCGUGUACCCUGAGGAGAACUCUUUGGCGUUAGUGUACCGAGACAAAGAAACUCUCAAAUUCGUCAAACACAUCAAUCACAACAGCGUUGUUCAGGAGCGAGAGGACGCUCUCACACACUUUUACGAUUUCUCUUUCACCUACUACGAAUAAACACGACCACAUGGACAACAAAGACUUUAAUCAAUACUUUAUACAUCAACGAAGACAUGUUACUGUGUAAUAAAAGUGCAAAAGUUUGCACCCCCCCCGUUGUUUUGUGGGUGAAUAAAUAAUAAACCGUGCCUCUGUUAUACAGUUUAUAAACAACAAUAAACAUUCAUAUUGUUUCAUUCA